This is a messenger RNA of Camelina sativa (false flax), 3116 nucleotides long. Its product is annotated as kinesin-like protein KIN-7E. NCBI's taxonomy places the organism in Eukaryota, Viridiplantae, Streptophyta, Magnoliopsida, Brassicales, Brassicaceae. Gene Ontology annotation, molecular function: microtubule binding; microtubule motor activity; ATP binding. Gene Ontology annotation, biological process: microtubule-based movement. The record is from RefSeq and is a predicted model, not a curated record.
UCCAUCGGUUCAACAAACAAAUAGAGAGAGAAGAGAGGCGCUUUGGCUACGAGAUUUGCGGGACCAAAUCAAUGCUCAUUGGUCCCUCCUCCUCCUUCACACUCAGAGAGAGAGCCGAACCAAAACCAAUGGCAAUUGUUUAGAAAAAAAGAUAGACGACGACGACGACGACAAAAGCAGCAUGAGAAAGAUGGAGUAAAGCAAACGACGACGAAGAAGAAGAAGAUUAGAGCUCUGUGAAGAAGAAACGGCGUCACUUUGAGGAAGAAGACAGCAAAACUAUAUACUCUCACUUGGUCAGUGAGCAAUGGGAGCUAUUGCUGGAGAAGAGCUGAAAAAAAUGGAGAAGACACAGGUGCAUGUUGCCCGGGAAGAGAAGAUAUUGGUUCUGGUUAGACUUAGACCUCUGAACGAUAAAGAGAUCUUGGCUAAUGAAGCUGCGGAUUGGGAAUGCAUCAACGACACUACCGUGUUAUACAGAAACACAUUGCGUGAGGGCUCAACUUUUCCUUCUGCAUACUCAUUUGAUAGAGUGUACCGAGGUGAAUGCCCAACCAGACAAGUUUACGAAGAUGGCCCUAAGGAAGUUGCUCUCUCGGUUGUCAAAGGAAUUAACUCUAGUAUUUUCGCGUACGGUCAGACUAGCAGUGGAAAGACAUACACCAUGUCUGGAAUUACCGAGUUUGCUGUGGCUGACAUAUUUGAUUAUAUAUUUAAGAAUGAAGAUAGGGCAUUUGUUGUGAAAUUUUCGGCUAUAGAGAUCUACAAUGAGGCCAUCCGAGAUCUUCUCAGCCCGGAUAGUACACCACUGAGGCUACGAGAUGACCCUGAGAAAGGGGCCGUCGUUGAAAAAGCCACAGAGGAAACCCUGAGAGACUGGAACCAUUUGAAGGAUCUUAUCUCUGUUUGUGAAGCACAGCGGAAGAUUGGUGAAACCUCAUUAAAUGAGAGAAGUUCAAGAUCGCAUCAAAUUAUCAAACUAACAGUUGAAAGCUCUGCUCGUGAGUUCUUAGGCAAAGAGAACUCAACCACUCUCAUGGCGAGUGUGAAUUUUAUUGAUUUGGCGGGGAGCGAGCGCGCAUCGCAGGCCUUAUCAGCUGGGGCAAGACUUAAGGAGGGUUGUCAUAUCAAUAGAAGUUUGUUGACCCUAGGAACCGUGAUACGUAAACUCAGCAAUGGAAGACAAGGACACAUCAAUUAUAGAGACUCCAAGCUCACACGUAUUCUUCAGCCAUGCUUGGGGGGCAAUGCCAGAACCGCCAUAGUCUGCACGCUGAGUCCAGCGAGGAGUCAUGUAGAGCAGACUAGAAACACUCUCCUGUUUGCCUGCUGUGCCAAGGAAGUUACAACAAAGGCACAGAUCAAUGUUGUCAUGUCAGACAAGGCUUUGGUGAAGCAGCUACAGCGUGAGCUAGCCAGGCUCGAGAGCGAGCUGAGAAACCCAGCCCCUGCCACCUUAAGCUGCGAUUGUGGGGUUGCGCUGAGAAAGAAAGAUCUUCAGAUACAGAAGAUGGAGAAGCAGCUUGCAGAAAUGACAAAACAGCGGGAUAUUGCCCAAUCUCGGCUUGACGAUUUUAUGAAGAUGGUGGAACACGAUGAGUCUUCAAAGGCUGGGGCUCCGCAUAAUCGUAACCGGACCAACAAGUGGGAGGAUGGUUCAGUGUCAGAGACAUCAGGCGUGGUUGAUCCAGAUAGGACCAGUUUCAUAUCAGAUGGGACAUCUACGCCUCUGUCAACUGCAAGAGCUCAUGUUAGGUCUCACUCUGAUGAUCUGGAGGAGGAAUUGUCAUCUGGGCAUUUAGGAGAUCAAUCAGAAGAAUACUGCAAAGAAGUACAAUGCAUUGAGAUGGACGAUGAAUCAACCAGUGACAUUAAUAACAACAGUGAAGAAAGGACAGAUGCAGAAACACUUCUGGGCCACAACACAGAGGCAAACGGUGGAACAGGUCAUGCUCAAAACAGUACCCCGUCAAGUGUUAGAAGUGUCAGGAGGAGGCAGAGUUGGAGCCGUGGAGAAACCAUGCCGGGCACAAGCACUCCUCCUGAUGCCCUGGAGAUGGACUACCCUGGAAGACCGGAGGUUCAUGGUAUCGUGUUUCCUGAUUUAGAGUUCGGUUCUGGUGGGAAAUUGUUGAGGGAAGAUUCAAUGUCCUCCCGCGGAAGUGAUUCCACUGAGGCUCACAGUGUUGGAACACCGUUGGUGGGAGACGAUGGAGGUAUCACCAGCAUUCGGUCAUUUGUUGAAGGGCUGAAGGAGAUGGUUUCGGACACUGAGAAUUCAGGGAAGAUGGGGAAGGACAUUGGUGUGGACGCUAUGGAGGAAGAGGUGUCUGGGACGAUGACAAACUGGUCGGACGAAUUUGAGAGACAGAGAGAACAGAUUCUGGGGCUGUGGCAAACAUGUCAUGUCUCGCUGGUGCAUAGAACAUACUUCUUCUUGCUCUUCACGGGAGAUCAAGCGGAUUCAAUAUACAUUGGAGUAGAGCUAAGAAGACUUUCAUUUAUGAAAGAAAGCUUCUCUCAGGGAAACCAUGCCUUUGAAAGAGGACAAACACUAACAGUAGCUUCAAGCCUAAAGGCGCUUCAUAGGGAGAGACGGAUGCUAAGCAAGCUUGUCGGGAAGAGGUUUACUGGAGAGGAAAGGAAGAGACUUUACCAGAAGUUUGGAAUUGCUGUGAACUCGAAACGCCGGAGGUUGCAGCUAGCGAACCAGCUCUGGAGUAAACCCAACGACAUAACCCACGUGGUUGAAAGCGCUGCGGUUGUAGCGAAGCUUGUUAGGUUCGUGGAGCAAGGAAGAGCUAUGAAGGAGAUGUUUGGUCUGAGCUUCACGCCUCCGCUUCCAACAACACGGAGAUCACUUAACUGGAGAAAAAGCAUGGCCACGCUUUUCUAAUUCUAAUAGAGAGUUCAAACACGUUCAUAUAAUGGUUUUUGAGGUUGUAUGUGUAAAUCUUCUAGGCGCUGGUGUUUGAUGAAAAAUAUCAUGAUUCUACAGCUUAAGAUGGAUCUCUCUCUCUAUUUUUAUUGUCGGUUUGAUGGGGUUUUUGAUUUGUAAGCUGACAUCAACACAUUCUGAUGUUUUUUCUUUAACUGGUAAGGCUAUUUUAGCGCAA